AUGGGACGUGAGGAGCAUGGAAGGACUUGGCGCAUGGACGCAGCUCAACUGGAUACGCAAAGGAAGAAGGGAGGAAGCCAUCUUGAAGACCAGCUCGACCAUCUACUCGACCAACCGGUCGAGUUCCUCAACUCGACCGGCCAAGCUUCAACUCGAUCGAGCUGGAAGUCAAAGUCAAACCCGAAAAAUGCGAUUCUCCACAUGGAAGUGAUGGAAAUCGCUGGAAAAUAUCCACUAAGAGCUCCAAUAACUCUUGCUCUCGAAAUGGAUUUCAAGGGGUUGGAUGGAUUAGUUUGGGCAAUGAUCCUAUGGCCUCCAAGGUGUAUGCGAACUCGAUCGAGUCGGUCUACAGAGGACUUGGUCGAGCUAGACUUUACAACGGGUAGAAAGAGGGUUCAGAGGUCACAGAGGGUACAAGAGGAACCUGAGGUGCUUGUUGCUGAUACAAUGGAUGUACCAGAGGGGAAUGGAAACCCUUUGGGCAAUGGACUCGGUCGAGCUAGGCAAACUCGACCGAUUGGUCUAGGAGAUGCUCCAAACCGCCACCAACAGAGACAAGGGAUUGUUCCACCACCAGUGCAGAACCACAACUUUGAGAUCAAGCUGGGAAUGAUCAACCUUGUUCAGAACAAGAUGUUCCAUGGAUUGCCAAGUGAAGACCCCAUUGACCACCUUGAUGAGUUUGAUAGGCUUUGUGAUUUGACAAAGAUCAAUGGUGUCUCUGAAGAUGCCAUCAAGCUGAGACUCUU
This is a messenger RNA of Microthlaspi erraticum, 749 nucleotides long. NCBI's taxonomy places the organism in Eukaryota, Viridiplantae, Streptophyta, Magnoliopsida, Brassicales, Brassicaceae. The record is from the annotation of a GenBank genome assembly.